Cydia pomonella (codling moth) is the source of this 6363-nucleotide messenger RNA. RefSeq lists its product as uncharacterized. Bases 1196 to 3547 code for a protein of 783 amino acids. Gene Ontology annotation, biological process: negative regulation of centriole replication. The record is from RefSeq and is a predicted model, not a curated record. Lineage: Eukaryota; Metazoa; Arthropoda; Insecta; Lepidoptera; Tortricidae. The transcript has 14 exons. Gene Ontology annotation, molecular function: microtubule binding.
CUGAAAUAGAUUGUUCCAUAUAGAUCUUAUAUCUUAAUCCUUAAAAUUCUACUCUGUACGUUGUAUGAAACCUGCGACGAACAUAACUAGCUGCCAACUAUAUUUUUUCUUAGAUAAUGGUUUCUUAGAAACCACAUAGCACAACGCAAACCAAAUGCCAGCCGCUACAUAAACCCAAACACGUGUAGCUGGGCAAUAAACACACAAAAAAGACAUUAAAACUAUCUACUUUUCCGUGUACGCCUAUAAUAAUCCCGAAUAUAGCCACCAUUAUUCACAUAACCUUUUACACUCGCCUAGCUCCCCUCUAGUGUUGUUUGACCUAAAUAAUCUUGAAAUGAUAUCUAAAUUGUGGUCAGAAUUAUACUGGCCGUCUAUAAAACUGGCCAGUAAGUUUGGUGAACGUGCGUACGCCCUAGACUGUGGUAUUGAUCCCACCACCGACCACCACUCCCACAGCGGUUUCCACAGUCGGCCGGCGCCACGCAGCCACACCACUCGAAAAUUAAAAACAAAACAACCAACUUCGCGCGCGUUCCAUUUUCAAACGCAUUUUUUAAUUUGUUUCUUUUUAAAAGCCAGUGAUGUUCGGAUUCCAAUUCCUUUUGACAGUUGCGUGUGCAAAGAAGUGUUUAUAGCGUGUGCGAUUAUUACUCAAUUUAAAACGUGAAUGUAACACCUUAAUUGCAACGUAUGAGUCACGAUACGACCCAAUUUACCUAGUUAGUGCUAAAUUGGACUGAAAGCGGCCAAAUUCCAGUGUCAAUUGAAUAUUUUCAACAUAUCCUUGCAUGCAAAGGAAGAUAUCAACUAUCUGAUGCAAAUUAUCUCGGUUAUCGCGUCCCCUCGCUCUACUAAGCCACUCGACCGUCAGUUUAUCGCUAUCAGCUGAUGCAGUCAGUAAAAGCGGUUAAGAAAACUAAUUUCUUAGAAAAACAAUAGAGAUUUACAUAGUGUCUGCUCACGGCACAUAGCAGUGAGUCAGUCGUCUUCACGAGCUGCGGACGCUGGUAAUUACGAUUACCUAUUUUUUUGCGGUUUUCCAAAAUCGAACGCGUCUUCCGAGUUACGGUUUAAGACGCGGUGACGAAACGAAUUCUUUUUUCGAAUAUCGAUUUAGUUUUUUGUGUGUUUCUUGCCUGGUUCAGUGCAGUGAUGGUGUCGUGAUUGGGGCGUUUUUGCUGUCUUUCUUAUAAUGGAAAGAAGCGUAUUGGCGGACACGAGGCACGUUUCAUGGGCUUCCGAACUACACUCGGAGUACCGCAGCACAUACAGAUGGCACCAGUUCCGAGAGCAGCAGGGCGUGGUGAAGCAGCCAGCGGCCAGCCCGCCCUCCGCGCUGCCCAUCCCGAGGGGUCCCAUGGAGCCGGCGAUGCCCCGUCGCAAGAAGUACCCGGGCGUGGCCUAUCAGACCAACCAGCUAUUCGACCCGGCCCCUGCUGAUGACAUACGGCCCCAGACCUCCGCCGACCGAGCGCGGAGCGCUCAGAGGAACGAGACGGACCGCGCCGGACGACGCAGCAAGUCCGAGGGGCCGCGACAGCCGCGAUGGACUGACACCGUCGAACCGAAGGGUACGAGUGCGGCACUGGGCGAGCCCAUGGCCCCAAAGCCGGAGCUGGUGAGCACCGAGUAUCGCAACCAAUUCGCGUGGCCCAAGGAGACGGAAGCGCCGCGCAAGAGCAUCUCUAUGGGAGCGCUGAAGAAGGCUGCUGUGGCUGAAGGUCACGUAGAAGCCGAGCCGCUGAUGAACAACGCGGACGAGCACGACGGCCGCUACAUCGAGGACUAUCUCUGGAACGGACAGAAGCCCGGGGUCCAAAGAAAAUCGACGUUCCGUAGCGCGCUAUCGGCCCUCAUAUCCAACGGGGAGGAUCGUUCCAAAGAUAAUAGGAAACGUUACAAAAGCGAGUACAAAAAGAAAUUUAGACCGUUCUCUCAGUACGUGUUCGAGGCGUCUAAAGGGACGUUUACGAAAUGCAGGGGAAAAGGAAAGGUUGACGAGGCCAGCGAGAGGAUGUUGAGGGAGCCCGAGGUGGCGAAGGGGGCGGGGUCGGGGUCGGGGGCGGGCGCGGGGCCCCCUCCCGCGGCCGCCGAGGACAGCGCCACCACGCUGCGCGCCGCCGGCCUGCAGCCGCUCGGUCUGGCGCAGGGCGACUCCUGGUACCGCGAGGUGCUGGACCUCCGCAAGCGCGCCGGCGAGUACAAGUACCGCGGAUGGGGGACCGAGCUGGCUCCAGAACACAUCACACAGCUAUACAAUAAGCAAAUCGAGCUCUGGUACCAGGUUUCCCGCCGGUCCUCCCUAUCGGCCCUAUCACUCGCUUCCACCAAUCACAAGGCUUUGCCAAGAGACGAGAAAGAUGGCAAGGACUCAAAGAACCACUCGCCCAAGAAGUACCGCUCGUUCCGCUCGGCUCCGCACCAGUCCAUUCACGCCAAGCUGCAGGAGACCAAGGCGCUGGAGCGCUCGCCGCAUAAGACCUCGCCGCAGAAACAGAGGAAAAAACUGCAGGGGCACAGCUUCGAUGAGGGGGCUGCCCAGGAUGGGCCGGCGGCCGGCGAGCCGCGCGAGUUCCGCUCGCCGCGCCGGCGCCCGCGCUCCGCCGACCCGGCGCCCGCGCCCGCGCGCCACGUCGCCGUCACCAACGGACACGAUGCGCCGCGCCCGGCCAAGCCUACUGGUUUGCCGUUGAGUAGAGGGGCUAGUAGUAGAGUUAGGUCUUCGAGGGGCGGACGGUCGCCGUCAGCGCCGCCUAAGCCCAUCAAUGGGAUCACAGUGGGGGUCAAUGGGGUCAAUGGGGCUACAGGAACGCCGGGCCGGGGACGCCGCAGUCGGAGCGUUUCGAAAGUUGGCAUUAAAUUGGACGACGACAUUCCCGCGCACCGCAGCGCGUCCGUCGCCAAGGACCACUUCUUCGACGACUCCCCGGUCGUCAAAUCCCCGCCCGAGCCCACCCGGGUGAAGUCUCCCGAGCAGAUGAACAUGCGGUCACCGGAUCCAGUCAACUGGACCGUACCCCUCGACACUGGGAAAACGUUUACGGUCACCCAGAACGUGAAGAGCGAUGAGACCGUAAAGCGCCCUAGCUCAGAGUUUAAGGGCGCGUCGGUGGCAGAAGACGGACCCAAGCCCCAAGAAAUCGCUCCAAUCCACCAUCAGCAGAUGUCGCCCAUUCGCUCGCUGAAGAAGAGCGACUCACCGAAUAGCCUCAGCAAGCGCACCGACAAAACCCCCACCACCCCCGUCAGCCUCACCCCAAUCGACGAAACUAAAGCCCUCGACAUGAACAAACUGAAUGGUGUUAACGGGGUCAACGGAGUCAACGGGGUUAACAGCAAUCAGCUGACCCCCGAAACUCCCGUUCAGGACUUUAAAGAAGUCGUGAAGAAGUCGACUGAAGCGACUCAAGUCGCUCCGGGAGUGGUCGACACCACUGUAGUGAACGACGGGCCGACGGACGGACUGACCGCCGCCGAGGUGCUAGACAGAGCCCGCACGAGAUUCGACAAGUUCUGGGGAAAGAAAGAGGAAGACAACGUGUAGAUUGAUCAUGACUUGUUCGAGUUCAAUAUUGGAUUGAGAAGUGUUAACGGCUUUAGACCAAUUCUGGUUGGUCGAGUCAUUUUAUUGGGCUAGUUCGUAAUGAGACAGUUCUCUGUUCUUUGUAUUAUUACAAGAUCUUGUUGGCAGGACUAAGUAAGAAUUGUCUAUGGUCUGGUGAAGCUGAAAAGCUUAUUGGAGGUAAAUUUACUUGAACGGACCCACCUGGAAAAGAAAGUCUGGAAUGUCCGAGAAUAUUGUCUGGAUUGUUUUGUACCUAAUGUGAACUAAAAUCUGAGCUAAAUAUUAAAGAGACAACUAGAUAUGCAAUAUUGAACAUUGGACAGAAAUGUAGGAACAAAUAAUGAAAAUGCAGUAUUUAAAAACUGUUACGAUUAAGAUAAUGCUUCGCUUUAUAACGACUGUAAUACGUAUGUAUUUUUAAUAUUUAUUUAAUGUUAUGAAGAAUCACAGUCUAUUUAAUAGGAGUGUGGUGGCUUGUGAUAGUAGCGUUGAAUAUUGAAUAACGUUGAUUUAAGUAUGAUUUACUGUCUAAAAUAUUGAAAUCGUGAUAGGAUAUUUCACGUAAAGCCACUUCGCACUUACAUUCCGCAAGAUCCCUAUACAUUUAUCUCAUUCAGUUUAAAUCACUGCCUAUAAAGACAUAAGCAUGUUUUAUCUAUAUAUCAAUAUAUGUUCUAUUCACUGAUAUCUCAUUUAGAAACAAUAUUUAAGUAUUUUAAGUAUAUCUGGAUUUCUUAAAUAUUUAUGAAUUAUUUCAUUCGGUGACACAAUCGAUUAUUUUGUUAAGUUUAUUUUCUACAUUGUAUGUAGGUAUAAACCGUAUAAAUAGGUAUAUCAUAUGUAUGUAAGUAUAAAAUUUUAUAUAAAAUGGCUAAUCCCGAAAUAAAAUUUAAUAAAUAAAUCAUUAUUACGUUAACAUGCUAAGUUACAUUCUACGGGGAAAGAGUCGAGUCGUAUUAGGUAGGUACUUAACCUAAAAUCGCAGAUGAUUCAAAAUUGUAUUUAUUUACGUCGAUGUUAGCACAACUAAACCGUCCAACCCAAUUAACAUAGUAUUUUUUGGCAAUUUUAAAAUUUUCAUUUUAAAUAGAUUUUCAUGUGUAUUAUCCUAUUUUUUGCCACCUUGAAUCCGAACAAACCUAAUCAGCCAAUCGCAGCACUUCACUACUUGGCGCGAAGCGCGUAUCAGUAAAAAAAAAACUUUGUGGACUAUUUAGUUUUUGCUUUCCUACUCAAAGGACAUUUACGCAAAUACGUAACAUUAACAUAAUUAAAUAUAAUUUAGUGUGAUAAAAAGUAACUAAAGAUGGAUAUAUCGAGAUUUACACGAAAUUCCUGCCGUCUCUGUUUAACUGAAAGCGAUUUUAAUGUGUCCCUAUUCGGCACCUAUGCCAGGAAAACCCACAUAGUGGAAAAAAUCCUAGCGACUAUGAAAAUUGUUAUAGAAGACACAGAUCCGCUCACGACCAUCUGCUACAAGUGCGCAGGCAACGUUGAGAGGUAUUACGACUUUAUAACAGUUAUAAAGAAGAGUCAGAAUCGCCUGAACUGCAAUCAACGCGAGCGUAAUCUAGGCCUGUUGGAUGAAUCCAUCAAUCGCCGUCGCGUGUCUUACGUGAGGGAAGAGCUAGAAGCCAGCGAUUUUACUUUCUCUUUUCUCGAAAUACCGGAGGAGAAAAGAGAAAAGUCCUCUAGUCCUUUAUUUUCGUAUAUAUCACCACAGAAACCGCUCGUUAAAAAGGAGACAGACGUUUGGAAAACGCCCCGAGAAGUCGGCCAGAACAAGAGGUUUGAGUGUGAGGAUAAGUCUUGUGAGAAGAAACGGCAAAGGAACUGCUCGCGAGACAUGUUCGAGACUCAGUCGCAAGAGGAAGAACAGCCAAAAGGUUUCGAUUGGAAACUGACCCCCGACGACAACAUUAUAAAGAGAGUCCGAGCGAAAUUCGGCUGGUCUUAGUCGAAAUCAACCGUUAUAACAGACAAUGUUCUUUUUCUUAAUUUUAUUCUUAAUAUAAAAUUGACAAAUUGAUGUUAAAAAUGAAUAGACUAAUUUUGUUAUUCCUUACAUUCCAUAGACAGGGUAAAAAUAUUUGUUUGUUGAUAAUUUGAAUAAUUGAUUGAUUUAAAUAGAAAUUUAAGACGCCAUACAUUAAAUUGUAACAACUAAAGUCCGUUUUUUUACGACUUCUAUAAGUUAUCAUCCUAGUCAUUGUUUUAUCCAAUGAAUUGGAAUAACAAAAACUUAUUAAUACUUUUCAUGCCAUCCAGAUAACCUACGAUACGAUGAAAAAUUAUAAAAAUGGCGUCUUUAUAUAUUUAAGUUUGCAAUAUUUAAGUUCCUAAAAGUCCAUCUAACAUCCAUCCAUGCAUUUCUUUCAGCUGGUAACGUUAUGUUAUUAUAAGGCUAAACGAUUGUAAUGUUAGGUGUGUAAUGUAUUUAAUACAUUAUUUAAUAAUAAUACCUUUCAGAAUAUGUCAGUUGUUAAUUGUUUGUAAGUUCCUAUUUUAUGAUUGUUAUUUUUUUCACGCACAAACUCUUUGAAUUAUCAUCCCAUUCCUUCAGGCAAAAACACUUGUUAUUUAUUGUAUGAAUGUAAAGACAGUAUCAUUUUAUAUAAUUUAGCAAAAAUUCAAAAAUAAUGUCUUGAUUAAAAUUAUACCAUAUGAGCCCUGCCGUAUGUAGACUCCAUAGUUGGUAAUGAAUGAUAGCUUUGCUACUGGUUUGUAUAGCGUGUUUAUUUUCAGUUGUUACUUCAAAAUGAACACCUAAAUACCUAAAUAAAAAUUUGAAAUUA